Messenger RNA from Zeugodacus cucurbitae (melon fly), 4558 nucleotides. RefSeq names its product serine/threonine-protein kinase meng-po (gene meng). Gene Ontology annotation, molecular function: ATP binding; protein serine/threonine kinase activity. The coding region runs from base 1081 to 2427 and encodes 448 amino acids. The record is from RefSeq and is a predicted model, not a curated record. The transcript is spliced from 2 exons. NCBI's taxonomy places the organism in Eukaryota, Metazoa, Arthropoda, Insecta, Diptera, Tephritidae. Gene Ontology annotation, biological process: peptidyl-threonine phosphorylation; peptidyl-serine phosphorylation.
CGUGCAUAGCAGCAGCAACAAACACACAACAAAUACAAUAAACUCUCGCCAGCCGAGCUAAAUGCUCGCUCUCCAAGAAAAUAAAAAUGAAAUAAAAAAACAAGAAAAAAAGCAAGCGAACUCUGCAUGCAAUAUAAAAGUGUAUCUUCGUGUAGAAUUUUGAACAUUUACCGUUGGAAGACUGUUGUGUUAAGACAACAUUAAGAAUUGUUGGAAGAAAGUGAAAGUAAUUUUUUACGAAAAAAAAAAAUUGUACUCGGUGCGAAAACGAAUUACGAUUUUAAAUAACAACAUUUUAACAAUUAAAAAAAAUAAUAACAAUUAGUGAAAUUGUGUGAAUUUUAAAAUAAAAAAAAAGUUUCUACGAAAACUUUUAAAAACCUAAAAAAUUAAUCCAAAAUAAAAUCUUAAAAAAAUCAAAAAUUAAUAAAAAAUCAAGAAAUCAAAAAUUUUCGAAAAAUAAAAACUAAAAAAAUCAAAAAUUAGCAAAAAUUUUCACCGAAAAAAUCACCGCAAUAAUUUACAGCAAAAACAAUUUCGCAAAACAACCGCCUAUUUACAACAAAAAUCCAAAUAUUUAUUGAAAACUGCGCAAAUUUGGAUUUUCGAAAACAUUUUCAGUGUGUUUUUGUUUUGCUUGUAAUUUUGGAAAAUAUUUUCCUUGCGUGAAAAAUAAAUACAAAAUAUUUUUGUAAACUCAUUUUACUAUUGGCGCUAACAAUCGAACAUUUGCCAUACUUAUUUACAUACAUAAUUACAUACAUAUGUGUAAAGAGUUUGACCGCCGACAGACAGCUUGGUUGUUUAUUUAAAAUAAUUACCGCUACUAUAACUGUCAAUUGUGCGAGUGACCACUUGAGCCGUUCAAAAAUAUUAUUGUGUUUGUCAAGUUCAUUGCCAAAUUGCCUAACCAAUUGUUGAAGCCACAAAUAUUGUGGUGGUUGUGGCACAUACAAAAAACGCCGACCGCUAAGCGUUUUGGGAGUAGAGUUUUUAAAAACCUGCAAUCCUGCACACCUGCAAGAUAUUUGGAGACAUCCUAUCGGUUCAUAAGUAAAGUGGAGCAGUGUGGCGGCUAAAAUGGGCACUAUUGAGAAACGCUCAUUCUCUUUCCGUUUGCGUCGCUCAAUCGGCGAUGGCGGCAGCACGAACAGCAGGAACAGCAACAAUAAUAGCAGCACUUGCACAAAUAACAAUUCACUGUUAUCACCGGUGACCAGCGCAAAGUUGGAAGUGCCCAAUUCGAGCGCCUCUGUAAGUCGCCGUAGUAGCAUCUACAAGAAACCGGACAAGGAUGAUAGUGGCAUCAUACAUAUUGUGCCGGAUAUUGAAUUGCCAUUAAUGACAUUCUCCGAUCAGUAUGAUGUCGAGAAGACGCUGGCCGAAGGUUGCUUUGCGCGCAUACUACUGGCACAUCACCGGCCGACCAAUACGUCGGUGGUGCUGAAGGCCGUACAUGCAGAAUUGGCUACACUGAAAGAUUUCCAGAAGGAGUUUCAUCUCAACUAUCAAUUGUCGCAUCAUCGUAAUAUACUCAGCGCUUACAAUGUGGCCUUCCAGACGAAGGAUUACUAUGUGUUCGCUAUGGAACAUGCGCCGUACGGUGAUCUGGCGGCCAAUCUGGGGCCACAUGGCUUACAUGAGUCGGCUUGCAAAACGAUUAGCGAACAGUUGAGUUCGGCACUGGGUUUCAUGCAUUCGAAGAAUCUGGUGCAUCGUGAUCUUAAGUUGGAGAAUGUGUUGGUCUUCACACCGGAUUUCUCACGUGUCAAGCUGUGCGAUUUCGGCACGACCACCAAGAAGAGUUUACUGGUGCACAAGGUGAAGCACACGUGGACCAGCUGUGUGCCGCCUGAAGUGCUGGAGAUUAUGAAAAAUGAACGGUUUCUUUGCAUGCCCACCAGCGAUUCAUGGCAAUUCGGCAUCUUAUUGUUCAACAUACUGACUGGCAGUCCGCCAUGGCACAUGGCCGAUUGGGUGAAGGAUGCACAAUACUCGAACUUUAUGAAAUACGAACAACGCAAGACAACAAAAAUACCCGACGGCUUCCGUCGCUUCUCGCCACGUCUGAUGCGCUGUUUCCGCAAGUAUUUAACACACGAUCCAGAAGAUCGCUGUAAAGUAACCGAGGUGAUGAAAUACAUGAAAGAUCGUUGGGUUGAAUGCCGCAUAGCGACAUCGAAGUCGGCGAUGCUUAUCUCACCGAACCCAGAUCAGGACUCAUGCAUCUAUCUGAAUAAGCGCGAAGGUCGUCUGUCCGCCGAUGAAAAUAAAUUGAAACUAAAGCGCAUGAUGUCCAGUUACGGCUUGGAUAAUUCCAUCGAUCAGACAGUGGUGCGUAGACGUGUCAUUGAGUGGCUCUCGACGUGUGAUGCUAACUUCGAAUCAGAUCUGGAAAGUCUAGCGGCGCUGGAGGUGGCCAAUUAGACAGUGGCUGGCGCGUGGAAGGUUACGAGAAGCGCGCAAUAAAAAUUGGUUUAAGUUUUUGAAUGCGUUUGCCGAAUGCUUUGCGGCAUUGGGAGGCGACACCGCGGUAGCCAUGGCUAGUGCAAACCUAACGCGUGCUCUGCGCGUCGGGAUAGACAAGACAUCACAUGUUUUACGUGAGAAUUUAGUGGGCGAACAAAAAAUUAAAAAAAAAAAUCAAUAUUUAUAAAUAAAUGUAUACAAUACAGGUCAUAUCGACAAUAAGUCAUAUUCAAGUACCAAAUACACAAGAAUUUAUUGUACACGAGAGAGAGAGAUAGAGAGUCAUAUACGCGUAUUGCGCUAACUGAUAAAUACUAAUUUAAUGAAAUUAUGUAAAAAAUGAAAAAAUAAAUUAAAACUAAUGAGACAAAAAUUAAAUUGGUUUUAUACUAACUUACCCUAUUCCAAUUAUUCGAUCACAAAAAUCCAAUAAAAUAAAAUAAAAUAAAAUAAAAUCAAAAUUAAAUAAAAUAAAACAAAAUAAACAAAUCAAAAUAAAAUAAAAUAAAAUAAAAUAAAAUAAAAUAAAAUAAAACAAAAUAAAAUCAAAUAAAUUAAAAUAAAUUAAAAUAAAAUAAAAUAAAAUAAAAUAAAAUAAAAUAAAAUAAAAUAAAAUAAAAUAAAAUAAAAUAAAAUAAAAUAAAAUAAAAUAAAAUAAAAUAAAAUAAAAUAAAAUAAAAUAAAAUAAAAUAAAAUAAAUCAAAAUAAAAUAAAAUAAAAUAAAUAAAAUCAAAUAAAAUAAAAUAAACAAAAUAAAACAAAAUAAACAAAUUAAAAUAAAAUAAAAUAAAAUAUAAUAAAAUAAAAUAAAAUAAAAUAAAUAAAAUCAAAUAAAACAAAAUAAAAUCAAAUAAAACAAAAUAAAUUAAAUUAAAAUAAAAUAAAAUAAAAUAAAAUAAAAUAAAAUAAAAUAAAAUAAAAUAAAAUAAAAUAAAAUAAAAUAAUAAAAUAAAAUAAAAUUAAAUUAAAUUAAAUUUAAUAAAUUUAAUUAAAUCUAACCACCUUUAAAUUUAAUAAAAUUUAAAUUAAUAAAAUGUUUAUAGUAUGUGAUCGAAAAGAUAAAUGAGCGAAUACAUAACCUCAAAAUUUUAAAGCUGUUUGAAGCUAUUAUAUAAUACUAUAUCUAAAACGACUCGAAAUUCCUGUUAUAUAAUAAUACUAGAAAAAUGUAUGCAAUAAAUUAAAAUUUGUAUUAUAAAAUAAAAAUUUGUAUUCAAACAUUACCACCAAAUUGUCAUACACAAAUUAUACAUGCAUAGAAUAGGCUAUAUUCCUUGUGGUAAACUCUCUCAAGUCAACGUCAGUCGAUUUCGCAAAUGUGAUUUCUAUCUAACUGUAGUUAUAACUAUCAAUUUUACACAAAUAUUAUUAGUAAAAUUUGUACAUGCAAAGCAGCAAACAAAAAAUGAGCCGCCUGUGUUCUGGUGUGGUAGCGAUAGUGGAAGAAUAAGAUAGGAAAGAAAAAAAAUUGCUCAGGCAUUUAACACUAAGUUCUAGUCUUUACACCAAACCAAAAAUAAAAAAAUGUAUUCCUAGUCAAUGUACAGACCAAAGACUACAAAAGCUAUUGGCAAAAACUAUUCCUAAGCAGCAAAUAUUAUUAUUUAAAUGAUUCGUUUAGUAUUUUUAGUAGUUAACGGUAGUAAAAUAUGUAAACAAUUAUUUAAAACAAUGCAAUAUUACAGUAUAUAAAUAAAAUGCGAAAAAAAGCAAAAAAAUUUUAAAUAUUAUAUAAAUUUUUUAAGCGCCUAGUAAUGUACUGUAGUAAACAAUAAUUUCUUUCUGUUUGCUAUGCGCGCUUACCAACAAAAAUACUGUAUUUACUUAGAUGGCUGCAAUAUGAUUUAGAAAAAAAUCGCAUGCUAUAAAUACGUACCACGAGAAAUUGCACAAAAAAUAUACAAAACCCAUUACAACAACUUGUAGGUAAAUUUGCAGUAGUAAUAAAAACAAUAAUUACAACGUUUAUUGCGGAUGUAUUUAUAUACUUGUCUAUAUUAAAUACAUAUGUAUAUGUACAAAAUUUAAUUAUAUGUAUAAAGAUUGGCAGAAAGCAAAAUAAAAGAAUUAUAUAUUUAAAUAAACAAAA